Molecule: messenger RNA, 2789 nt
Organism: [Torrubiella] hemipterigena
Lineage: Eukaryota; Fungi; Ascomycota; Sordariomycetes; Hypocreales; Clavicipitaceae
Source: the annotation of a GenBank genome assembly
GCGUACUGGUGCGAAUCCCACCGAGGUCUACCAGGCCGUCAAUGAGGUACAGGAUACUGCAACCUAAGCCGCACGCGAUGGUUUCGGCAUCUCUGAAUCCUUGCGCCUCUUUACACCACCUACCACACCUUUUCACCUUCAGCCCAGAAACCAGGGCUGUAGAUGGCGCCUGAAUUCUGCGGGGUAGUGAGCAAACGGAUGCCGCUCGAUAUGCUUCACGGCGCUUUGAUGUGUCGUAUUUAUUUCCUAGCCUUAAAUCUGCAAGCCAGUGAAGCAAUAACAUCGCUUGAUAUAGUCCACUGCUUAUUCAGUUUCAAAUUUUAGUGUACGGGUUGCCCAUUUCCGUCGCUGUCAUGCCACGCCGUGUACAUGAAUCUCAGGCGUGCUACCUCUGUAGGAGUCGGAAGGUCAAGGUGUGUUGGCGUCCAUUUUGCCGCGAUUUGGUUGCUUUCUGCUGUCGCCGGCUUCAACGUUCAUAGGAUGAAAAUCUGCUAAAUAUAGCUCCCUUGUCUAUUCUCUAGUGCGAUCGAGGACGACCGUCAUGCCAAGUAUGUCUAAAGGCUCAGCGCCAGUGCCCAGGAUACAAGCCACCUGCUCCAGCUUGGUUGUUCCAUGACCAAACGCAGGAGAUUAGCAGGCGGGUGAGUCGAUUGAAAACAGGAAACAUGCCGUACAGAAUCUUGGCAAAGAAACAAAACGGAUGGAGUGAUGAUGCUCCGGAUGGCGCACCUGCGCAGUCGUCAAUCACAUCACCCAUUCGCAAUUCGCUUAGACUGUCCGUCACGGAGCUGGCAACAUGUCAUUUUCUUUCCAACUUCGUUCUGCUUCCUCGCUUCCACGGUGUUCGGGGUUAUCUUGAAUUUGUGCUUCCACUGCUAGUGCUCAAUGGAAGUUCACCGCCCAAAUUGCCACACUUCAAGUACGCAUUUGAAGCGUGUGCCAUGGCUUGCUUUCACUUCCGUGUCCAACGCGGAAGGACCUGCAGCCUUAUUGCUCGUGGACACUAUGUUAAAGCAAUAUCUGCCACAGCCACUGCCCUACAGGACCCCGAAUUGUCGAACCAAGACUCCACACUGGCUGCCAUCUUGUUACUAGGCUACUUUGAAAACUUUGUCGGCGAAAAGGCAGGCAUAGCGGCAUGGAGUUCGCACAUUGAUGGGGCAAUUCAGUUGGUCAAAGCGAGAGGAUCGGCUCUGAUGCAAACGCCCAUCGGCCGAGACCUUUUCUUGACUGUUCGCACCCAGAUGUUGUCGAAAGUAUUCAUAGCCGCAAGCGACCCGCCGAUGGACAUCAAUUGGUGGGAUACUGCUCUCGGAAGUGGCGACCACUUCACAGCACAAGCCCAGCAGCUCCAUAUUCGUGGAGCACAGCUUAGGCUGGAGGUCAUUCGCCGACUGGACAGCCAAUCUCACUCAAAGAGCAAUGUUGAGGCUAUAUCCGCCCUUGUUCGACACCUUCGUCAGCUAGACCAAGACUUCGUGUCCUGGGCAAAGUCACUGCCACCACAACUUUUCCGCCCGCGUACGGUUGCCUGGAUCGAUUCUGCUCGACACGACAGGCAUGUAAAUAAUGAAGGGUUUACAGGCAGAGUCGACUUCUACGUUGAUAUCAUGAUAGCUGCUCUCUGGAAUAUGUAUCGCUGCUCACGGAUUCUGUUAUGGGCAGUUAUUGUGCGCCUGACAGCCUGGGGCUGCAAGUCACUGGACUAUCGCACUACGCCGGAGUAUGCUACAGCCGCGACCACGUGCGUGGACAUGAUAUCCGACAUCAUUGCGUCUAUACCAUACCAUCUAGGCUGGAACCCUUCUAAUGGUAGGGCCACAUCGUUCCCGCAACACAAGCUAUCUUCAUUUGCAUGUGGUGAUGAGCAAGCGGCAAAGUGUUUGGGUGGCUACCUGGCCACUUGGCCACUAACAUGUAUCCUGGCUCAAGACUAUACAACUGAUAGUCAGCGUGCGUGGGUGAAAGGUAGAUUGCAUUACAUUAGCAAUGAUCUUGGUGUCCGCUAUGCCGACGGAAUGGUCAAUAUGAAACUUCGUAUGCCUUCGAUGCUCAUUCAACGCGAUGCAACAACGGCAGCUUACAAGAGCUUUGACAAUAUUCUCUCUGGUAAAGCAGCGCCCCUGGUCUGCCCACCAUUGUCAACAAAUAUAACAAAAUCCCCUUUGACCGCCGCCGACCAGAACUGACAAGAAGCAUACUAUUGACGGACAUGGAUAUAGGUGACAGACACAACGCAAAACAUUGAAUUAACCUAGUUGUGCUUGAUAAUGAUAAAACGCCGUAAUACUAUAGAUUAUGAAUAUAUUUGGUUUGUUCUCGUCCUUUCCAAGCUGCCAACUCAACAUCGUCGUCGCAACUAGGACUCCAGCCACGUAGAGUGUCGCUAUGGGUGGUAGUUGAGCCCACCAGCCCCAUGUGACGAAUGAUAGGUCUGGAUUUACUCGGUAGCUGAGCUCUAUACUUCAAUCGAUUGAGCCUGUCUACAACGCUGAAGCGACUCGUAGCUUGGCUGCUACCUUCCAACACAGACGAUCUAAAUCCAAUUGCCUUUUGAACCAUGAGUCGAAUCGUCGGCAUACAAACGCAGAUGAUUCCAAUAUUUACUUGUACACUGGACAAGUAGCAUAGUAAAAAAAAGUCUUGCGUUGGAUUCAGAGAUGCCACCUGGAAUUGGAGAAUCCAAGAAAGACGGAUAAAGCCAGCUAUGGUGGCUCUUACAGAGAGGUCAGUCUACAACCUAUGCAACAUGAACGAAAUACAAACAAAAAAGAUAGGAAAAGACUUAC